AUGGCGCCUAAGAAGGUGAUCAAUCUGUGGCUGGUGCAGCUGCUGGAGGAGUGGCUAGAAGCAGCACGCCAAGCGCAGAACCAGAACAAGGAGCACUCGCUCAGGAAGGCUAUCAGAGGGGUGAGAGGCCAUGACAGGCUUGUCACCAACGGCAAAGAGGCCCAGCUUGUUCCCGGUAUCGGGCCUACACUGGGUGACCGGAUAAACACGUGCAUACGCCUCGGCACGACGCAACUAGGUGUACUGAAGAAAGAUGAGGACCACGCGGCCGAGGAUGGCUCACCUGUGGCGAUUAAGGCGCUCAGUGGACAGAAGUACUGUGACUCGUCGUUCACAAUUGCGUCGGCUGGCAAGCUGCAUACUGCCUGGAGCUCCUGCAAAACCCUCCAGACCAAAGGCCUUGUCAUCAAACAAGGCGGAGUGCCUGCAAAAUUUUCCCUAUCGGAAGCGGGCCUCGAGAUGGCAGAGUUCUUGUUGUAUUCGGAGACUUCUAGCUUUCAGCCCAGAUUCACGGCGGUGGAGAUUAUCAAGAAAAUGCAGGAGGAUGCCAGAUCCAAAGCAAAAGCUAAAAGGGCACCGGCACCUAGGAAAGCCUCGGCUGCCAAAGCACCCGCAAGUGCUGUCGGUGACAAGCAGAAGAAAACCAGUGUCAAGCGAAAAGCAACAAGUGAACCCGAAGGAACUACACUACUAUCUAAAAGAGACCGGAAGAAGGCAAAAGCAUCAAACAGUGACAUUAUCUACACAGAAGCCGCGACUUCUACACGAACAGCAGACAGUGACUCCACUUAUUACGUGACCAGUGUGAAUGUGUGCAAAGGAAGCUACGAGCCAAGUAUGCGCAAGGUUGUAUUUAACACGAAUCUGCAAAGUACUACAUCGACAUCGUCGUCAACAACGGAAAGGACGUCUUCGGCCAGCAGCGAAUAUACCAGCGAGACCACAGAAACUACCAGCAAGUGUACUAACAAUGGCGUGGAUGCGAGUUCGUACACAAGCCAAUACAGAACCAGCCAGUUUGCUAACUACAGUGUGGAUGCGAGCUCGUACUCAGGUGAAUAUACGAGUUCCUUUUCAUUCCAAGAAACGAAGUCAUCGUCGAAGACCUCCAUUCCCUCCAACGCAAAUAGAGCCACGAGUAAGGAUCGACUACCUGAAAAUGUGCCUAGCUCGCGUAGAAGAGGAGGCGCUGAUUUGUGCCAGUCCGAGAGUUGGGAUGGGUGUGGGGCUGCGAAGAAUACGGGCAGCAGGGAACGAUCUACUAGUGAAUCACAAAGGGAGUCCGCAGAUAAUAUAGGCGAACGUACUAGACAAAGUCAUGUGAAAGUUGGCGUGUUACAUGAGAACCAGGCCACUGGCCCCCCUUCCGGCUUUGAUACGAGCGCAGCAAAGCCUAUUGACUUCGACUACUGCGACGAGCUCGGCGCACCUGUAUCAAGUGCUGAACAGGCGUAUCGAGUCGAAGUGUACCAGACAGGACUCCGAUGAAAAGGUCAGCUUCCACACCACUUCCCAAACCUGAAGCAAUAUGUCUGGAUUUGACCGAUGAUGAUAAUACGGCGCCAGAACACAGCAAAC
Messenger RNA from Sphaeroforma arctica JP610, 1578 nucleotides. RefSeq lists its product as hypothetical. Lineage: Eukaryota; Ichthyosporea; Ichthyophonida. Bases 1 to 1488 code for a protein of 495 amino acids. The record is from RefSeq and is a predicted model, not a curated record. The transcript is spliced from 6 exons.